Molecule: messenger RNA, 942 nt
Organism: Gordionus sp. m RMFG-2023
Lineage: Eukaryota; Metazoa; Nematomorpha; Gordioida; Chordodea; Parachordodidae
Exons: 1
Coding region: 1-942 (313 amino acids)
Source: RefSeq, a predicted model, not a curated record
AUGGGGCCAUUGUCAUUGUAUCUUCAAACCAAAAAUUUAGAUAUUUUGUCGGCAUGGAAGAUGAUAGAAGAUGCUAAGUCUUCUGUGUCAUCGAUAACUAUUACAUUAAUUCAAAAUAAAGCAAUAAAAAUGGCUUCUGAUUUAAAUGAAACACUUUCAUAUUUAAAGCUUGCGGAGGGUAUCUGUGUACAGACUGCUCUGCCAAAAAUUCGAAUAGGACGAGCAAAGAGAAUAAAUAGUGAUGAAGGCCAGGAUGAACGUCCUCAAGAAUCGAUUGACCUUUAUAGGGUGGAAGUAUUUCGUCCUAUAAUUGAUCAAAUUAUAAACAGUUUGUCGGAACGCUUUUCUGCGAAUAGAGAGCUUAUUUUGAAUGUGCGAUAUUUGCAUCCAAGGCAUUUUGAUGACAUAAAUAGUAUAGUUUCAGAAAUGGCCUUGAAAAAACUGGCGCAAUUGGCAAAUAUAUCGAGUGAUAAAUUACAUAACCAAUUGUGUUCAUUUUCUAGUGUAUUCAAAGAUUUAAUAGCAGAAUUAAAUGAAACGGACGUUGAUAUCUUAUGUACAAGUGAGGAGUCGAAUGAAGAAGAUGGAAUACUACAAUAUGAUAAUAACUCGAAGUGUGAUAUGUGUAACAAUUGUUUAAUAUGCGUGUAUGAAAUUCUUAAGAGGUACAAUAUGCAUGCAAGUGCAUACACUAAUUUAUUUUUGGCGUAUGAAUACAUUUUAACUUUAUCAUUUACGCAGGAUUGCGAGAGAACAUUUAACAAAUUGAAAAUUAUAAAAAAUAGGCUGAGAGCUAAUAUAGGCCAAGAAAAAUUAGAAGCAUUAUUAAUGAUGUCAGUUGAGCGAGAACUAUUAUCGCAGAUUGAAAUAGAAGUAAUUCUUGUUUAUUUACUCAUCAAAGAUAAAGAGAGAUUUAUUAACAUAAAAAUUAUAUAUUACUAA